GAAAAAUUACCCCACCAAAAUUUGGUCUGGAUAACUUACCACUCAAGACAAGGCGACAAUUCAAUCGUUUUUCCUAUUUCCAAGUAUACGGUGAUAAAUCAUUCUAUACCAAAUUUGUCGACACAAAUCCUUUCGCCUACCCGAAAAUGCUUGACAUUCUAGAUUUCAUCACCGAGCGGGGUGGCAACCCUGAGAAGAUUCGCGAGUCUCAGCGCCGCAGAUAUGCCAAUGUCGAGGUUGUCGACGAGAUCAUCGAGAUGUUCGAGGAUCAUCGCAGAACUCAAUACGCCGCGACCCAAAUAAACAGCAAGAUCAAUGAAGUGAACAAGCAAAUCGGCGCCAAAAAGAAGGCCAAGGAGAACGCCGACGAACUACUCCAACAAAAAGCCGAUCUCGACAAGGAAAAGAAGGGUCUCCUUGACUCUGCUGCCCAGAAGGACCUUGCGCUUAAGGCUAAGGUUAAAACCAUCGGCAACAUCGUCCAUGACUCCGUUCCUAUCAGCGAUAACGAAGAUAACAAUGCAGUCCAGCGAACGUGGGCUCCGGAGGGUGUCAAGGUAGAGAAGAAAGACGUCCUUUCACAUCACGAGGUUCUUAUGCGAUUGGAUGGAUACGACCCGGAUCGUGGAGUCAAGGUCGUUGGCCACAGAGGUUAUUUCCUACGACAAUGGGGUGUGUUCCUCAACCAGGCCCUAAUAAACUAUGGCCUGGAAUACCUCAACAGCAAGGGCUUUACUCCGCUACAGACUCCUCAAUUCAUGCUUAAGGACUACAUGGGGAAAACAGCCCAACUAGAGCAGUUCGACGAAGAAUUGUACAAAGUCAUCGAUGGCGAACCUCAGAACGACAAGUACCUCAUCGCGACCUCGGAACAACCCAUUUCUGCCUUCCACGCCGACGAAUGGAUCAUAGGCAAGGAGUUACCCAUUAAGUACGCAGGUUUCAGCACGUGCUACAGACGAGAGGCUGGCUCUCACGGCCGAGACGCUUGGGGUAUCUUCCGUGUUCAUCAAUUUGAGAAGGUUGAGCAAUUUGUGCUGUCAGAUCCCGAGAAAUCAUGGGAGAUAUUCGACGAGAUGUUCACUACUUCAGAGGAAUUCUACAAGUCGCUCGGAUUACCAUACCAAGUAGUAGCAAUCGUUUCAGGAGCGUUAAACAACGCAGCCGCGAAGAAGUUCGACUUGGAGGCCUGGUUCCCCUUCCAGGGCGAGUACAAGGAGCUUGUGUCUUGCUCCAACUGCACAGACUACCAAUCCCGCGCCUUGGAGAUCCGAUUCGGUACCAAGACGCAGACAGAUGCUAAGAAGAAAUACGUCCACUGCCUUAAUUCAACACUAUGUGCCACUGAGAGAGCGCUGUGUUGUAUUUUAGAGAACUACCAGACCGAAGAUGGUCUCCGAGUUCCCGAGCCUCUGCGCAAGUACCUCCCAGGUGCCCCCGACUUCAUUCCCUUCACCAAGGAGCUACCCAAGGAUACAACCUCGGCGAAAGCUAAGGCUAAGGCAGAGAAGAGUGUUAAGCAAAAGGUAGCUGCGGCAGGAUCAGCCGUAGCACAAGCCGGGGAGAAGCUAAAGGAUCUGGCGGUAUAACGAAAUAAAGUAAAGGUUGGGAAAUCGGAGCUCAAGAAACUGCUGCUUUUAUCAGGUUCUUGAUGGACGGGUUAGAACCAUGGAAUAUACUCGAUUGCAUUUCCGAGCCAUGAUGGUGGUGACAAUACCUAUUGCUGAUCAAUCAACAGUGAUGGCUAUAUGUUCAGGUAGCAGCAGAGUAGGAACAGACAGCGAUGGUACUAUCAUAGGUGUAUUACCUAAUGAUAUAUACCUAAUCUAAGCAAGUCUUUAAAGUUUAGUUUAGGGGAGACUUUAAGACUUCAGGACUUCCUUCCCGGGUUCUUUGUUCUAAAGGUAGUAGUUACAAAGAACAAAGUUGAACAGGCGCUGUCGUUUCCUGUUUCCGUCUAAAAUUACAAGGAAUAGGUGUUUCGGUACACAAGGGAUCCACUAUAAUAAUGCGCUGUAAUCUCUCAGAAUACAAGUGUAUUGUCCGCCGAAGGUACAAC
Hypoxylon trugodes is the source of this 2059-nucleotide messenger RNA. Its product is annotated as seryl-tRNA synthetase. The transcript has 4 exons. NCBI's taxonomy places the organism in Eukaryota, Fungi, Ascomycota, Sordariomycetes, Xylariales, Hypoxylaceae. Gene Ontology annotation, biological process: seryl-tRNA aminoacylation. The record is from RefSeq and is a predicted model, not a curated record. Gene Ontology annotation, molecular function: serine-tRNA ligase activity; tRNA binding; ATP binding. Gene Ontology annotation, cellular component: cytosol. Bases 147 to 1589 code for a protein of 480 amino acids.